Centropristis striata (black sea bass) is the source of this 1225-nucleotide messenger RNA. Its product is annotated as trace amine-associated receptor 1-like. Gene Ontology annotation, biological process: G protein-coupled receptor signaling pathway. The coding region runs from base 65 to 1225 and encodes 386 amino acids. The record is from RefSeq and is a predicted model, not a curated record. NCBI's taxonomy places the organism in Eukaryota, Metazoa, Chordata, Actinopteri, Perciformes, Serranidae. The transcript has 3 exons. Gene Ontology annotation, cellular component: membrane. Gene Ontology annotation, molecular function: trace-amine receptor activity.
AGAAAAAGUUAGUCAGAGGGCUCAGACAGCAGCAACUCUCAGUCUGUGAUCACCAUCUUUGAUAAUGGUGGAGACAUUGGAAUCAGUUGACCUCUGUAUCCCUCCCCUGAACACCUCCUGUAGGUCGUUGUCUGUUACUCCCCAGACUAUGCUAAUCGAAACACUGCUGUACUGCAUCUCUCUGCUCACUGUGCUGCUCAACUUAUUGGUCAUCAUCUCCAUCUCCCACUUCAGACAACUCCACACUCCCACCAAUGUCAUCCUCCUCUCCCUGGCUGUUUCUGACUUGAUUGUGGGUCUUGGAGUGAUGCCAGCUGCAAUUCUCAGAUGGCCGUACUGUUGGUUUAUGGGUAAAAUCAUAUGUGGUAUUGGAUACCUGAUUGCCUUCAUCAUCACCUCUGCCUCUUUUGGGAACAUGGUUCUCAUAUCAGUUUACCGUUAUGUGGCUAUUUGUGACCCUCUGCGCUAUUCUCCCAUGGUAACACUAAGCAGAGUUAAAGUUGGUGUGUCUCUGUGUUGGUGCUGCUCUGUUGUUUACAACGUCAUAAUACUGAAAGAUUACUUUUCACAAAUAGAUUUAUCUAAUUCCUGCUAUCAAGAGUGUGCUGUUAUCAUAAGCUAUAUUUCAGGGGCAGUAGACAUGGUUCUGACUUUUUUCUGCCCUGUUACUGUGAUCAUAGUUCUCUAUACGAGAGUGUUUGUGGUGGCUGUGUCACAGGCACGUGUCAUGCGGUCUCAAAUUUCAACUGUCAAAUCAAAUACUGUGACUGUCAAGAAAUCUGAGAUGAGGGCUGCUCGAACUCUUGGUGUUACCAUUGUUGUGUUUGUACUUUGUCUCUGUCCAUAUUACAUUCCCUCUAUAACAGGACAGGACACGAUAGUUGGUGGUUCAUCAGCUCAAAAUUGGUUGUAUUAUUGUAACUCCACUUUUAAUCCUCUUAUCUAUGCUUUUUUCUACCCCUGGUUUAGAAAAGCAGUUAAAGUUAUUGUCAGCCUUCAGAUACUGCAGCCAGGUUCCUUUAAGGCUAAGAUGAGAAGUCCUCUACACCCUCCGUCUGGUCUCCAGCCUGAUCACAUUCUCUGCCAGCCUGCCAAUCCUCCAUCUGCCGACGCCAGUCUCCCUGACUUACCACUCUUUACAAUAAAGACUUGUUACCUGACCUCUGCCUCUGACUCCUUCCCUGCUCCUGAGUCCGCCAACCCCGCCCUGACAGUUUUACUCUAA